Molecule: messenger RNA, 961 nt
Organism: Anopheles funestus (African malaria mosquito)
Lineage: Eukaryota; Metazoa; Arthropoda; Insecta; Diptera; Culicidae
Gene: SrpRbeta
Product: signal recognition particle receptor subunit beta
Exons: 4
Coding region: 116-850 (244 amino acids)
Biological process (GO): intracellular protein transport; protein localization to organelle; Golgi to plasma membrane protein transport
Cellular component (GO): Golgi apparatus
Molecular function (GO): GTPase activity; GTP binding
Source: RefSeq, a predicted model, not a curated record
UUCGAUUCCACGAAUAGAUGACGUUAGCGUAAACUGUCAUCUCUUCGGAACGAACUGUGGCUCUCUGUUUCUGUUUUCAGCGGAAGCUGCAUCGGAAAACUUGCGAUCGGAAAAGAUGGAGAAAGACAACAGAAAAUCAUCGGCUCGUGCUUCCAUUAAGCUGGGAGACCUAGACUAUACGCCGGUACUGAUAGCACUUGCAGUGGUCCUGCUAACUUUUGUGGUGCUGUUCCUAUGGAAACGCAAGAAGACCGUGCGAUCGGCGGUACUAUUCACCGGGCUGUGCGAUUCGGGCAAAACGUUCCUGUUUACCAGUUUAUGUCUUGGCGGUGGUCGCGAAACGUAUACAACGAUGAAGGAGAAUGUGGGAAGCUUCAAGACGGGAAAGGGCCGUGAACUGAAGAUGGUCGAUGUGCCCGGCCAUGAACGAUUGCGGGGCAAGUUCUUUGACGAGUAUAAAAACAUGGCAAAGGCUAUCGUGUACAUGAUCGAUAGUGUAACGGUACAGAAAGAUAUCCGGGAUGUUGCGGACUUCCUGUACACAAUUUUAGCGGACAAAGCUACCACUAAAGUUCCGGUCGUUGUGUUGUGUAACAAACAGGACGAAACGCUGGCCAAGAGUGAAACUGCCAUCAAGAGCAUGCUGGAAAAGGAAAUCAAUAUCGUUCGGCAGACCAGGCGAAAUCAACUGCAAUCGGUCGAUAACAGUUCGUCGUCGGAUACAUUUUUAGGCAAAUCUGCCGGAGUGGAUUUUGAGUUUGAGCAGCUCGGACAAAGGAUACGCUUUGUGCCGUGUUCGGCAACUGACGAAAAAUACGAUGGACUGAUAACAUUCCUGGAAGCGUUGUGAGUGUACAACGCAUGCGCAUUUUGGUCCCGCAUAGCGUCCCGUUUUCUCAUCGCUUAGUUUUAUGUGUGUUUCACCCGGUACGUAAUAAAACUGUUUCAAUAACAACAUUGA